Aspergillus affinis is the source of this 1170-nucleotide messenger RNA. RefSeq names its product SDR family oxidoreductase. The coding region runs from base 1 to 1170 and encodes 389 amino acids. The transcript is spliced from 4 exons. Lineage: Eukaryota; Fungi; Ascomycota; Eurotiomycetes; Eurotiales; Aspergillaceae. The record is from RefSeq and is a predicted model, not a curated record.
AUGGUUAACCGCAACUCUGACCUUCCCAAGGUAGCGCUUGUCACCGGUGCAAAUGGCAUCAGCGGGCAUGCCAUUGUUGAACACCUGAUUCGGAGACCAGAUACCGAAUGGUCCAAGAUUAUCGUGACGUCGCGCAGCCAGCUGCAAAGCUACUGGGUUGACCCUCGUGUCGAAUUUAUCGCACUGGACUUUCUGGAACCAAAGGAAACCAUCGUGCGAAAGAUGAAAGCUAUCUGCAGUGAUGUUACACACGCCUACUUUACUUCAUACAUCCAUAACAACGACUUCUUCAAGCUUGCCGAGAAGAACUGUCCCUUGUUUCGAAACUUUCUGGAAGCCAUUGACACAGUGUGCCCCAGUUUGGAGCGCGUUUGUCUUCAGACUGGAGGAAAGCACUAUGGAGUGCAAUUCCAAGAGUCCAAUACACUCCUUCACGAGGAUCUUCCUCGGUAUUGCGGGCCCGGCUCGGAAUCAAUCUUCUACUAUCAGCAAGAGGAUGAUCUCUUCGAGAUCCAGAAACGAAGAAACACCUGGCACUACAACAUUAUUCGCCCUUUUGGUAUCGUCGGGUUUACUCCUCAAUUCGCUGGAAUGAACGAAGCCGUCCCAAUAGCCCAGUACUUCCUCAUCUGCCGCGAGCUUGGCGAAGAGCCGAAGUGGCCAGGAAGCCUCAACACCUACCACUCUCCUCAGGGCAUGUCUUACUCCCCAGGCAUCGCAGAUCUGACUAUCUUCGCUACGACUCGCGACCACUGCAAAGACGAAGCGUUCAACCACGUCAACGGCGAUGUUUUGGUCAGCAAGUUUCUCUGGCAACGACUUGGAGAGCACUUCAACAUGCACGCUCCCAACUAUUCUUCUGUGCUAGACGAAAAGAAGUCCCAGGUCGACUUGGGGGAGUGGGCCAAGGAUAAAGUCCCAGUCUGGGAACGCAUUGUUGCCAAAUACGGCGGAAGGGUGGAUUCCUUCCGAAUCGACGCAUUUGAGAUGAUGAACUGGUUUUUCAAUCCUAAUUGUGAUGUUAUAACCCCUUAUGUGGGCUCGAUAAAUAAGGCGCGGAAGGCUGGCUGGGGACGUGUUGAUGAUUCCUACGAUAUUUGGGCCCUAACUUUGCAGUCCUAUGAGAACGCCGGGGUCUUACCAAACCAUCGUCAGUUCCAUGAGAACUGA